Oryza sativa Japonica Group (Japanese rice) is the source of this 2016-nucleotide messenger RNA. Its product is annotated as alpha-copaene synthase. Gene Ontology annotation, biological process: diterpenoid biosynthetic process. The record is from RefSeq and is a predicted model, not a curated record. Gene Ontology annotation, molecular function: magnesium ion binding; terpene synthase activity. Lineage: Eukaryota; Viridiplantae; Streptophyta; Magnoliopsida; Poales; Poaceae.
GCAUGCGAAAGAUGUAGUAAGCAGGCGUAGCUAGCUAGCUUCGUUAGUUCAGCCACAGAGAGAGUACAUCGUAAGUGUUCAUAUAGAUCAGCUGGCAGAGAACAACAUGGCCGGCAGAGUGAUCGCACAAGGAUAUAGGGUGGUGGAUGAGGAGCGCCACGCUGUAAACUAUAGGUCGAGUGUGUGGGGUGACUACUUCAUUAGGAACCCAAUACUGCCUCAUAACUAUCGGAAAUCACUGGAGUGGAUGACGGAAAGAUGUGAUGACCUAAUAGUUGAAACAAGGGAAAUGUUUGUAGACAUCCUCAAUCCAUUUGCAAAAAUGAAGCUUAUCGAUGCACUUCAACGUCUUGGAGUAUCUUAUCAUUUUAAAGAAGAAAUAGAUAACUCCCUAGAAAGUCUAGUUUCUGUGAAGUUUGCGAAUGAUGAUUUCCAUGCGAUCUCCCUUCAAUUCCGGUUGCUAAGACAGCAGCGGCGCUACAUGCCAUGCGAUGCAUUUAAAGAAUUCAUUGAUAAACAAGGAAACUUAAACGGAACCCUAUGUAGUGAUACAAGAGCAUUACUUGCUCUAUAUGAGGCAGCACAUCUUGGAACUCCUAAUGAAGAAAUUCUCCGAGAAGCACAGGUUGAAACAACAAAUCAAUUGAAAAGAAUUGUGGAUUGUAUUGAGAAACCACUCUCUAAUAAAGUGAGACAUGCUCUUGAGACACCAUCUUUCCGUAGGAUGAAGAGGUUAGAGGCCAGACUUUACAUACCAUUGUAUGAAGAAGAUAAGGAGGAGUGCAACGAGAUGAUACUUGAGCUAGCAAAACUUGACUUUUAUUUAUUGCAGCGACUUCACCGGGAAGAAGUCAAAGAAAUAUGCGAGUGGUAUCAUGGGCUAGAGUCCCCACGUGAACUAUUCUAUGCAAGGCAUAGGCCUGCAGAAGCAUAUUUUUGGGCGUUGGGUGUGUAUUAUGAACCAGAAUAUGCAAAGCCUAGGAAGUUGCUAGCGAAAUUCAUAGCAACUAUUACACCAUAUGAUGAUACUUUUGACAAUUAUGGACUCUGGAAAGAGCUUCAACCAUUUGCUGACGUGAUGCAACGGUGGGAUGAAAAGGGUGCUGAGCAACUUGGAAGAUGUUACAAGGAAUAUGCUCAAUUUAUGUUUGGCACCAUGAAUGAGAUUGAGGGUGCACUCCCAAAAGGAACACCAAGGAAGAAUGUUAAUGUUAUCAAAGAUAUAAUCACUGAAGUAUGCAAAGGCUAUGUAACAGAAAUCGAUUGGAGAGAUAGUAAAUACAUUCCCCCAUUAAAGGAGCAUUUGCAAAUCACACUAGUUACGUGCUUCUAUUGGGCAAUAAACUGCACUGCUUUUGUUGUUUUUCAAGAAGGUGUUACAGAGGAGGUUAUGAUAUGGAUGUCAGGAUUUCCUCAAAUUGUCAAGGAUUCAUGUAUUGUUUCUCGACUAAUGGAUGACAUUGUUGCUCAUGCGUUUGAGACCGAAAGGAACAAUGUUGCUACCGCUGUAACUUGCUAUAUGAAAGAGUAUGACAGCACAAAGGAGGAGGCCAUUAAAGCACUGUGGAAUGAUGUGGAAAAUGCAUGGAAAGAUAUGAACGAGGAGUACCUAAAAUUGACCUCAAUUCCGUCUUCCUUGCUUAUCCAGGUUAUUAACCUUGCACGCAUGAUGGAAACAAUGUACAAGAAAAUUGAUGGAUAUACUGAUUCUGCAAUACUGAAAGAAUGGAUAUCCUUGUUGCUUGUUCAGCCAAUAACACUCUAGGUUUCCAUCAUAUGACUUCGCUUUAAUUUGAUUUUGAUCAGAGUGUCUCUAUUAUGAAUAAUCGUGUAUCCAAGCUUGCUUCGGAUGAUCCUAUGUAAGCAGCUCAUUGCUGCUUUAUUGUCAUUUUCCUUGUAGUGAUGUUUGUAUUUCUUCAUUUCAAUCUCGACAUUGCUGCCUUAUGCAGAGGAGUGUUUGUAGCAUGAAUUGCUAAAAAUAAUAUUUGGCAUUUGAUGUGAUCUUAUUUAUUGCUA